This is a messenger RNA of Telopea speciosissima, 2242 nucleotides long. RefSeq lists its product as uncharacterized. Bases 157 to 2133 code for a protein of 658 amino acids. Lineage: Eukaryota; Viridiplantae; Streptophyta; Magnoliopsida; Proteales; Proteaceae. The record is from RefSeq and is a predicted model, not a curated record. The transcript is spliced from 3 exons.
GAUACACCUGAUGGGUUUUUGUUUCGAUUGAGUUGGAGUUAGUUUGAUGGAUCCGAUUUUUCAGGUGAGAAAGAGGCAUUGUGUUCUGAUCAAUCUAGCCAAAAUUCUGGUAUAUCCAGACUGCCAAUAUGUGCCUUAUUCAGUAAGAGUGCAAAGAUGGAAGAGACGUUCGUCAAUUCCACGAAAGAUGAUCAAGGGAAUGAAGAUUCACCUGUUAGAUUGAGAAAGGAUAGGGAAUUGGUAGAAGACAAUGGGUCAGAGUUUACUGAAUCGAAAUCCAAAGGGUCAUUAGGAAGAGAAGAAUCAAAGGAGUUAACAUCAGAUGUCAAGCAAUCACGUAUAGGUGGAAUAUGCAUUCAGGAAUCAUUUUUUCAAAGUAAACAUGUUACUGAUGUUAAGAAACUGAAGUGUAUGCAUUUUGGAAGUCUCAAUGAGAAACAUCUCUUGCAGCAUUACUUGGAUUUGGUUAAAGUUAGACCAUCUGACUCUUUAGCUAUAGCCUAUAGUCCAUCCUCCCCGUGCAAUAUUGCUGUGAAGUUAAGGUCCUCAAAAAUGGAGAUUCUAUUUGACCGCUUAAAUCCAAUUAAAAAUAGAAGAAGAAAUACAUGUGAUCUGAGUAGUUUUGUGAUUGAUGGCCCGUCAGCAGCUGGACAAGGGAAUUUAGUUAUCAGCCCUGUCAGACAGUUUAUUGUAGGGGCAGUUGCAGGGAAUGACAAUGUGAGAAGGAUCUUGAAGAGCCCAUUAAGUUGUCAUGUAGGGGCCCUAGAUGGUGACAAAAAGUCAGAAAAAAUGAGGUCAACUGAUAUUAAAGGAGAAAAAUGCUCUAAGAUCAUGAGCUCUCCGGAAGGACUAAUCACUAGUACAUCACAGAAGCUAGAAAAAGAAGCUACUCUAGAAAAGCAGAGAAAUGGACAGGAAAGGGUGCAUAAAAGGCUUUUUUCUAUUUCAAGUACCAACUCUAGUAGUUCUGAUCAAUCUUCCUUAUCUGCUUGUGCCCCUGUUUCUCAGGGAAUGCUUCAUUGCAAGUGGAAAGGUGGAAUCCCAUAUUUUGUGUUCUCUGUAGAUGAUCAGAGGGAGGUAUAUGCCGCCAACCUGUGGAAGGUAGAGUCACCAAAUGAUAAGGGUCUGGAUUAUAUGUACUCUUUUCACUCACGAACAGAUGGGCAAAAGAAACUGGGUACUUCUGAUAAUUUGCUGGAUUUUGUUGGUAAAAUGAAGGUAUCAAGUUCUUUUAUUCUAUGUCCAAACAGUUCCAAACUCAUGGAGACUGAAUUUCUCUUGUUUGGUACUAAUGAACACCAUCCUAGUCAGAUGCCAAGUUUGACUUCAACUGCUAAAAAGAAUUGGAGGCUGUCAAAAAAGGUGGUGGAUGCAUUCAGGACAAGCCAUCUAUCCAAGUAUAAAUCUAGGCCCAAAGGUGUACCGAGCUCCAUAUAUGAGGAUCUCUCCGGGGAGCAAUGUAAAGAAAUGUUGGGUGAACCAAAUGCACUGGAUUCUACCCUCCUACAGAGUAAUCUUUCACCGAAUCUUGAGUUGGCUGCCAUUGUUGUGAGAGAAUAUGUUCAUGAUACUUGUCAAGAGGCAUCAGUUGGAGGCUGGGGCUUAAAAUUUCUUGAGAAAGUUAGGGCAGAGCAAUCUAGUGCUCCUGUAGAAGACUUUGAUUCCCUGGAAAAGUGCCAAGAAAGUUCUCUUCGAAAUAGAAAUGAUUGUUCUACUAGUAUGGAUGUUUUAAUCCCAGCAGGAUUUCAUGGUGGUCAAAGAACCAGAAAUGGUGGCCCCUCUAGUCUUACUGAGAGGUGGAGAUCUGGACACUGUGACUGUGGUGGCUGGGACAUUGGAUGCCCUCUUACUGUACUCCACAACAUGUCAAACAAAGAAGUUUUGCCGCAACCAGAUGCACAAGGGGAAUGCAAAUCAUUUGAUCUAUUCAUUCAGGAAACAAAGCAAGGAGAGCCCAUCCUGAGAAUGGUGAAUAUCCAGGACGGUCUUUAUUUUAUUCAUUUCCAAUCAACUCUGACAGCUCUACAAACUUUCUCUAUAGGUGUGGCUAUUAUUCAUACUCAGAGUUCCACUCUUUGUCCAAAACAUGUAACAAAGUUGAAGCAGGAGGAAUCAAUGAUAACAAUUCUGUAGUAUUCUAAUUGAAUUAUAGUAGUUAUAUAGUUGUAAAUUGUCAUUGUAGUAUCGCCCAUUGAGAAAUGAAAAUUUUAUACAUGAAUUAAGAUGUUUACUGUUUCUUUUA